This is a messenger RNA of Coniophora puteana RWD-64-598 SS2, 813 nucleotides long. RefSeq names its product phospholipid methyltransferase. Lineage: Eukaryota; Fungi; Basidiomycota; Agaricomycetes; Boletales; Coniophoraceae. Gene Ontology annotation, molecular function: S-adenosylmethionine-dependent methyltransferase activity. Gene Ontology annotation, biological process: phosphatidylcholine biosynthetic process. The record is from RefSeq and is a predicted model, not a curated record. Bases 28 to 681 code for a protein of 217 amino acids. The transcript has 4 exons.
UUCACGACACGAUCCGACGCGUUCACGAUGGACUUUGCCCUCGCUGAGAUUCUCGACAAGUUCGUCGACGUCAACCAGCUCCGUUCUCUCCGCCUCGAGGACAUCGUCGACACCUCCCAGCCUGCUCUCUUUGUCUCCCUUGCUGCCAUUGUCUUCAAUCCCACCGCGUGGAACAUCGUCGCUCGCAAUGAGUACGCCAACAAGACGCUCACCCGCCUCUUUGGCAGCGCCCGCAGGGGAUGCUACUUCCUCGCUCUCAUGAUCUUCUCCUUCGGCAUCCUCCGCGACCACCUGUACCAAACAGCCCUCCUCACGCAACCGCGCGUGCCCCUCCUGCGCUCGCCAUACGACACCCAGCUCCCCGCGAUCGCCUUCUCCCUCGGCCAGCUCUUCGUGCUCACCUCCACCUGGGCGCUCGGUGUCACCGGCACGUUCCUCGGCGACUACUUCGGCAUCCUCAUGGACGCGCGCGUCGAAGGGUUCCCGUUCAACGUCCUCCGCGACCCCAUGUACGUCGGCAGCACGCUGUGCUUCGCCGCGACGGCGCUGUGGUACGAGCGUCCUGUGGGCCUGCUGAUUACGUUGUUUGUGUAUGUGGUGUAUGCGAUUGCGCUGAGGUUUGAGGGGCCUUUUACGGACAAGAUCUACGCCUCGCGCGCGGCCACGAAGAAGGAAGAGUAGACGCAGUCUCUGAAAAGGCCGCCUUCAACAGGCGGACGUAGAUGAGAUCUUACAUUGCUGGAUAUAUAUCACAUAGACUACUGCACGAUGAUAAUGUCCGUACAACAUCAUGAUAUCAAUGAUACCGCUAGC